AUGGAUUCAUCGGCACACGGCUCUGCUUCACACAAUCAGCGGCUAACUGUCGGCUUCCUUAUUUCAUUCAUGGCGAUAUGCGCCAAGCGCGCCGGCCGGCUUUCCAAGAAGCUAAAGCCUAAGCAGAACGGCUUAGCUUCCGGCACUCCGAGAUUCUACUCGCCGAAAUCGCCGGGACCGAAGCAGCUCCUGACGACGAUAAGCAACAAGGCGAUCAUGCUCGUACAGCGGAAGAAGCACGGCGACGGAUACGGAAAAGAUGCGGAGGACGAUUACGGGGACGGCGGCGUGUGGCAGAGGUCUAUCCUGAUGGGGGAUAAAUGUCAGCCGUUGGAUUUCUCGGGCGUGAUUUACUACGACAGCAAAGGGAAUCAGCUCGACGAGUUGCCCAUGCGCUCGCCGCGUGCCAGUCCCUUGCCCGGUUACCUCGCUCAGAGAGGGCUUUGA
Hibiscus syriacus is the source of this 447-nucleotide messenger RNA. RefSeq lists its product as uncharacterized. The record is from RefSeq and is a predicted model, not a curated record. The transcript has a single exon. The coding region runs from base 1 to 447 and encodes 148 amino acids. Lineage: Eukaryota; Viridiplantae; Streptophyta; Magnoliopsida; Malvales; Malvaceae.